AUGGAGGCGUGCGAGGAGCUGUUCAGUUCACCGGAGGAGGAGAAGGCGGAGUACCUGGAGGCCGGGCCGAUGGCGCCCGUGCGCGUUGGCUCAGGCUUCUACGCCGCCGUCGACGGCGCCCGGUACUGGAGGGACUACUUCAAGAUGUUCGCGCACCCGGAGCUCCACUGCCCAGCGACGCCAGCGAAGCUGAGGGAGGUCGCGACGGAGUACGCCGCGACGACGAGACGCCUGCUACUGUCGCUGGCCACGGCCGUCUCCGAGAGCCUGGGCCUCGCCAGCGGCCGCGUCUCCGAGGCCAUGCGCCUCGACUCCUGCUUCCAGAUCCUCGUCGCCAACCGCUACCCGCCCGCCGCCGGUCCGGGGCUGGGGCUGGGGCUGCCCGCGCACUCCGACCACGGCUUCCUCACCCUGCUCUUCCAGAACGGCGUCGAUGGGCUCCAGGUCCACCACGGCGGGCGGUGGCUCCUCGCCACGCCCCUCCCCGGCGCGUUCUUCGUCAUCGCGGGCGACCAGCUGGAGAUCGUGAGCAAUGGGAGGUACAAGGGCGUUCUGCACCGCGCGGUGGUCAGCGGCGAGCGCGCGAGGAUGUCGAUGGUGAGCAUGAUCUCGCCGUGCCUGGACACCGUCGUUGAGCCGGUCCCGGAGCUGGCGGCGGACGGGCAGGGCUUGCAGUUCCGGGGCGUCAGGUACAUAGAUUACAUGGAGCAUCAGCAGAGCAACAAGCUCAGCGGGAAAGCAGCGCUGGACAUCGCCCGGGUGCAGCGUGUCGUUACUGCAGGGACACAGAACUGA
Messenger RNA from Miscanthus lutarioriparius, 795 nucleotides. The record is from the annotation of a GenBank genome assembly. NCBI's taxonomy places the organism in Eukaryota, Viridiplantae, Streptophyta, Magnoliopsida, Poales, Poaceae.